Messenger RNA from Nymphaea colorata (pocket water lily), 2504 nucleotides. Its product is annotated as pyruvate kinase 1, cytosolic. The coding region runs from base 595 to 2178 and encodes 527 amino acids. Gene Ontology annotation, molecular function: potassium ion binding; magnesium ion binding; pyruvate kinase activity. Gene Ontology annotation, biological process: glycolytic process. The record is from RefSeq and is a predicted model, not a curated record. NCBI's taxonomy places the organism in Eukaryota, Viridiplantae, Streptophyta, Magnoliopsida, Nymphaeales, Nymphaeaceae. Gene Ontology annotation, cellular component: cytoplasm. The transcript is spliced from 16 exons.
GGGGAGAGAGAGACAGAAAAAGGAAGAAGGAGAAGAAGAAGUGAAGCCGCCCCCUUUGUUUGGGGCAGCCACCAUUGACAUCGCUCCACCUGUGCUGCAAUAGCAGAUUUAUUCUUCCUUGGAGCAACUUCAUAAUGGAGGCUCCCUUCACCUUUACCUACUUAUUAUUACUGUGGCAGGUUCCAAUGCGAUGGUGCCUGAACUGAACCCGAGAUCACUUUGUUUCAUCUGGGCAGUUCUUAUUUACUCCGUUGAAUAUCUCCCUAUGACAUAUAUGAUGAUAUAUGUGCAAAAAGUAUAUGUAAUUGAUCUAAUUUAUAUAUUCUCGGGAUCUCAAAUGCCCAUCCAAGUCGUCAGCCAAUGCCUUAAGACUUGCGCACUUACUGCUAAUAAUAAUAAUAAAGCCGUGAUAUUGAAAAAAUAAUAAUGAUGUAUGGACAGUAAUGGAACUUAAUGGUCGCUCCUAAUAUUUACUUUAACAGUUCGCAAGAAGAGAAGUAUAAGCGCCUCCCUCCUCCCACCCCUUCCCUCCUGGUUUGUUAGAUCGCAGCCUCUUCACCCGGCAAAGAAGAAGAAGGAAGGAACCCGAGAAAGAUGCAGGCGUCGCAGCUGUUGUUGGAAGAACCCAUCAGGAUGGCUUCCAUCCUUGAGCCGUCCAAAGCUAGUUUCUUCCCAGCUAUGACGAAGAUCGUGGGGACGCUCGGUCCAAGGUCUCGAUCGGUUGAAGUGAUCUCGGGUUGCCUCAAGGCUGGGAUGUCAGUUGCUCGUUUUGACUUCUCUUGGGGAGAUCCUGGAUAUCAUCAGGAAACACUGGAGAACUUGAAGAAAGCGGUCAAGGGCACGACGAAGCUCUGUGCGGUUAUGUUGGACACAACAGGUCCAGAGCUACAGGUGGUCAACAAAAGUGAGAAGGCGAUCUCACUACAGGCUGACGCUUCAGUGAUUCUAACACCAAAUCAGGAGAAGGAAGCAUCAUCCACACUGUUGCCUAUAAAUUUUUCUGGCCUCGCCAAGGCAGUAAAGAAAGGUGACACCAUAUUUAUUGGCCAGUACCUUUUCACGGGCAGUGAAACUACUUCUGUCUGGUUGGAGGUGUCUGAAUUGAAAGGGGAAGAUGUGGUUUGUGUUGUCAAGAACAGUACUACGCUUUCUGGCUCUCUAUUUACACUACAUGUCUCGCAAAUUCGUAUUGAUUUGCCUACUCUAACUGAUUCUGAUAAGGAGGUGAUAAGCACUUGGGGUGUUAAAAACAAUAUUGAUUUCCUCUCUCUAUCUUAUACACGUCAUGCAGAAGAUAUCCGCCAUGCUCGUGAUUUCCUUUCCAAGUUGGGUGACCUGUCUCAGACACAGAUUUUUGCAAAAAUUGAGAACGUAGAGGGCUUAACCCACUUUGAUGAGAUUCUACAAGAAGCUGAUGGUGUUAUUCUUUCUCGGGGAAAUCUUGGCAUAGAUCUUCCACCUGAGAAGGUGUUUCUAUUUCAAAAGGCUGCUGUUUACAAAUGUAAUAUGGCAGGAAAGCCUGCUGUUGUUACUCGAGUUGUAGAUAGUAUGACAGACAACCUUAGACCAACUCGUGCUGAGGCAACGGAUGUAGCUAAUGCAGUAUUGGAUGGUGCUGAUGCAAUUCUUUUGGGUGCGGAAACUCUCAGAGGAUUGUACCCUGUUGAAACUAUCUCUAUAGUUGGCAAAAUUUGUUCUGAGGCAGAAAAGGUAUUCAAUCAAGACCUUUAUUUCAAGAAGGCUGUAAAAUAUAUUGGAGAACCAAUGAGCCACUUAGAGUCAAUUGCUUCUUCAGCGGUACGUGCAGCUAUUAAGGUGAAAGCUUCUGUUAUCAUUUGCUUUACAUCAUCAGGAAGAGCUGCAAGGUUGAUUGCAAAAUAUAGGCCAACUAUGCCUGUAAUAUCUGUUGUCAUACCCCGUCUUAAGACAAACCAGCUGCGAUGGAGCUUUAGUGGUGCUUUUGAGGCUAGACAAUCUCUUAUAGUCAGAGGCCUUUUUCCAAUGCUAGCAGAUCCACGCCAUCCAGCGGAGUCAACAAAUGCCACCAACGAAUCAGUUUUGAAGGUAGCGUUGGAUCAUGGUAAGACUUCAGGCAUCGUCAAAUCACAUGAUCGCGUUGUUGUCUGUCAGAAGGUGGGGGAUGCAUCUGUUGUGAAGAUCAUAGAGCUGGAAGAGUGAGCUCUAAUCCCGUUCUUUGGUCAGUUAUAGCAACCAGCAGUAGGUGUAGUUCACGUGCUUUGCUUCAACUUUUGGACGUAUUGAGUGUAAAUGCUGCGGUUAUCGCCACUUCCAUAAAGCCCUUGCGCACUGCAGUUAGAGAUUGAAUAAUUUUUUAGUUCGGAUUCGUGCUGAAGGUUCUUCUUCAUACCGUUUUAUCGACAGUGGAAUACCAUUCUUCUUUUUUGCCUGAAUUUCAGGCCGCUGUUUCUCAAUUCAAUUCUCCGACAAUGUUUACACUAUCGUGGGACAAAUAAACUUACUUCUGAUUCUGGCGCUUGCACAAA